Diuraphis noxia (Russian wheat aphid) is the source of this 2235-nucleotide messenger RNA. RefSeq lists its product as uncharacterized. Lineage: Eukaryota; Metazoa; Arthropoda; Insecta; Hemiptera; Aphididae. The record is from RefSeq and is a predicted model, not a curated record.
CCAACAGCAUUCAACAGGCUAUUUUUAUCCCCCGUGCACAUGCUCGCGACGAAUAUACAUAUAUAAUACAAUAACAAUAUCAUUAUCAACUAUUUUUAUUAUUAUUAUUAUUGCCACCGCCGCCGCCGAAAUUUUCGUCUUCACCGCUGCACCAGCAGCACUGAGCAYUUUGAACAGACCGCGACUAGACUAUGCGGACUGCUCCCUUCCUCCUCAUCAACUGUUGUAGUACGAUCAGCAGCAGCAACAGCAGCAACAUCAUCGCUAUCGUCAGCACCAGCCUUGUCUUUACCAGUCCGCCUGCUCGACGACCCUAGUUUUGAUUCCGUCCGUGCGGUCGGAAAUUGUUUUUUUUGGGAUCGAGUAAAAGAAGAGAAAUCUUGACAACCCCUGCACGCUACCUGCAAUCACCCCCGCACACCCGUAGUGUAGUCUGACAAACACGCGAUUGUCGACUGACCUACACACGCCGCGGACRGAAGAUUAACGAUGCCUCCGGAUAUUAGCGAUCGUACGCGUGUGAGCGUCGACAAAUUAUUGUACAGUCGUGACGUGCCGUCCAUCAUGCCCGGUGUUUGCAGUGAUCCAAAUUUUUUUGAGACCACCAUCGAGCCGCUGCUCGUGGCCGGCCGCGAGGGUGACCUGUGCGAGUGGCUCAAGAAAAAUGGACUGAUUGCCAAGGAAAUGAAAUGCCCAAACAAUGAGUGUCUAACCACAGACAAGAUGCAGUGGCACCGCGCACGUGUCGUGGAUAAGUUCAACUGGGUGUGCCUGGAGUGCAAGAAGAAGGUGCCGGUUAGGAGCUCGUCUUUCUUCGCCGACUUCAAGUGUGAGCUGGGUUAUGCGCUAAAAGUCAUUGACAGUUGGUGUAAGAAUAUGCCUCUGAGCGAUAUCAGUGGUGAAGGCAGAACCAAAGUAAAUGUGGCCAAGCGUAUUUACAAUGCAUGUACUCAAGUGGCCGAGUGGCAGUUAAAAAAAAUUGUUGGCGACUUCAAAUUGGGUGGCACUGAUGUUGUAGUCAUCGUAGAUGUAUUUCCAGAUGGCAACAUGAGUUUAGAAGUACCAACUACGUCCCAUAAUAAUAACUUUUCCAAAAGAGUGCUAUGCAUUGCCGAUACAGCCCAUGUACCUGUUCGCGUUUGGGCAAGUCUUCUGGAUGGAUCUAAUAAAGAAAAUUCUAAAAUUGUAGAAAUGGUCAAAAGCCAUGUAAUGAUGGGUUCAACUAUUGUAACAAAUGAAAUGUUAUAUCCGUUGUUGCACAAUUUACCUGGAAUAGGAGAAGUCAUAAGCACAGAAGCAUUGAUGAAUUUAGACAUAAACCACGAUCACAAAUCUUUAAAAAAUUUGGAAACUAUAUGGGCUACCACUGUAGAAGCCUGUAUUCAAUUACAAGACAUGUCUACAACACAUGCUGAACAGCAUCUAUAUGAACUUCAGUGGAGACAGAUGUAUGGAUUUAUAGCGCUUCCAUCCUUAAUACAGCAUAUUGUUGAGUAUACAGCUUACAAUAACCCUAUAUGUCCACCUUUGCCAAGCAUAUGGCCUACAAAUUAAAUCAAUUAAUAAGUACAAAUGUUAACUUAUUGCUAAACCCACCGCUUAAUAUAAUAUACAUGGUAAUUUUUGUCAAUUAUUGUACGCCAUUAUGACUACUAUUAAGUUUGAAAAUGUUAAUUUAAUUAAUCUUGUCCAUUAUCAUUAUUUCUCAUAUAACAAUUCUCUUAAUGAUAUUUUGACAUAAUUCAAUUUUUAAAUGUAAUGCUAAAAGACUUWAUAGUAAUAAUAAUAACAUUUAAAAUCAAUAACAUAAAGAUCCAAAUUCAAUUUUUUUAAACCAAAAAUAAUUUUAAUUGAUAUACUGAAUAAUCCUUAGAUAUUAAACCAUUUUAUGCGUUCUAAGUACUAGAUUUAAUCCUCUAAUUCAAGGCAAUACCUAGUAUAUAUUAUAUUUUUUUUAAGUUAUACUUUUCAAACGAACAUCACAUCUUAUAAUAUUAAUUGAUCUUGAAAAGUAUGUUUAUCUUCACCUUUGACUUAUUUGUUCUUAUUAUUUCAAUGGAAGUGUAAUAAAURUAAAAUUAUUUUUUAACAAUCAGAUAUCAAUACAUUGAAAUUCCAUAAUUUAAAAGAAUUAAAUAAUCCACACUUAAAUAAUUUGGUAUGAGAUAUCUAUCAAUCGUUUUUAAAUUUAUUAACAUUAUAUUUUGGAAAAUAAUAAGUAUGUUUGUGCCUACA